Molecule: messenger RNA, 1316 nt
Organism: Esox lucius (northern pike)
Lineage: Eukaryota; Metazoa; Chordata; Actinopteri; Esociformes; Esocidae
Product: BOLA class I histocompatibility antigen, alpha chain BL3-7
Exons: 8
Coding region: 47-1123 (358 amino acids)
Biological process (GO): immune response
Cellular component (GO): external side of plasma membrane
Source: RefSeq, a predicted model, not a curated record
GCAUAUUGUCCUCUCUACGAACUUUGUGAAAAUACGGUCAUGGGCUAUGUAUUUUUUUGUACUGCUGAUCCUGAUAAUAGGACAUCUUCAUACAGUAUCUGCUGCCACCCACUCUCUGAAAUACUUCUACACAGGAGUCUCAGGUGAUAUUAACUUCCCAGAAUUCACUACAGUGGGUCUGGUAGACAAUGUUAUGUUUAUCUACUUUGACAGCAAAAACAGGACUGCAGUCCCCAAGACUGAGUGGAUUAAAAGAGUUGGACCAGACUACUGGGACAGUCAGACUCAGACUGGUAAUAAUCUACAUCAGGUCUUCAAAAUCAACAUUCAAGUAGCAAAGGAUCGAUUUAACCAAUCCAUGUCUACAGGUGUACAUGUAUUCCAGUGGAUGUAUGGAUGUGAUUGGGAUGAUGAGACUGGAGUCAUACAGGGUUUUGACCAGUAUGGAUAUGAUGGAGAAAACUUCAUCUCAUUGGACCUGAAGACAUUGUCAUGGAUCGCUCCAAAACCACAGGCAUUCAUCACCAAGAACAAGUGGGACAGUGACAAAGCUGACAAUGACUACCUUAAAAACUAUUUCACCCAGGAGUGUAUUGAGUGGCUGAAGAAGUAUCUGGAAUAUGAGGAGACCAGUCAAAUGAGGACAGUCCCUCCAUCAGUGUCUCUGCUCCAGAAGACCCCCUCCUCUCCAGUGACCUGCCACGCUACAGGUUUCUACCCCAGUGAAGUCAACAUUUUGUGGCAGAAAGAUGGACCAUUUCAGCAUGAGGAUGUGGAGACUGGACAUACUCUCCCUAAUGGAGAUGGAACAUUCCAGAAAAGUGUCCUUCUGACAGUGAAGCCUGAGGAGUGGAAGAACAACAAGUAUCAGUGUGUGGUUCAGGUCUCUGGUAUCAACAAGGACUUCAUCAAGGAUCUGACUGAGUCUGAGAUCCAGACGAACCGGGACCCAACCUCCAUUGGCCCCAUCAUUGGAGUGGUGGUAGCUGGCCUCCUGGCCAUAGGUGCUGCUGUUAUUAUUGUAGUCGUCAUCUGGAAGAAGAAGAGCAAGAAAGGCUUCAUUCCAGCUAACACUUCUGAUGAUGGUUCCAACUCCUCCAACAACACUGCUCCAAAAGCAUGAGGUCUCUAUCUGUUACCAAUAUCAAACAGGGGAGAAUCACAGACAAGAGAGAAAAGACUACAGUGAAAGUUGAAGUUGUUAGGCCUGGGCCUCAGGGGCUAUAGCCCUGGUUCUUUUAUGAAUAGCCCCAGAUCUUAGAUUGACCAAAAAAAUAAUAAUAGAGGGUAGGGGUGGUGGGGGGGCUAAGCCCCAA